AUGGUUGCUAUUACUGGUGAGAAGAUCUCUCUCUCGGACUUGAACGGCCCGGCCAUGGUGGAGAACUCGAUCACUCUCUGGGAGCUUCUGCUCAGCUGGACGGAGAUCUGCAUGUCCAUGAACUGGAGGUCGUGGAGGUGGCCACGGUCGCGGAACUUCGAAUAUCUACAGGGGACUCCUGCUCCCUCGCGUGCGCCCACACCCUUGCCUGCGUCCGCUCCUCCUACAAUCGAAAGCCUGCAGCAGAAUUGGAGCUGCCAGAUGGCACCCAGUAUCAAGAGUAUCGGCGGUCUCUGA
Messenger RNA from Penicillium riverlandense, 297 nucleotides. RefSeq lists its product as uncharacterized. Bases 1 to 297 code for a protein of 98 amino acids. NCBI's taxonomy places the organism in Eukaryota, Fungi, Ascomycota, Eurotiomycetes, Eurotiales, Aspergillaceae. The transcript has 3 exons. The record is from RefSeq and is a predicted model, not a curated record.